UAGUAUGAUAGUAGAGGGGCUUUAUUUUUUGUUUUUGAAAACCACUUUGAAGGUAUUGUAUGACCAGCCACACCGAAAGAGACAGAAGGAAAAACAUGCCCCUCACGAAGGAUUUGACGAGGAGUAGUAGGACACGAUCUAACAUCGAUAGCUUAGUUUCAAAUCGCAUCUCGAGCGAAGCUGAUCGUUCGAAGGUGGACUCUCGUUAGUGACAUUGCGUGUACGAUGGGUGUUUUGCAGGACUUACUACGAGUGCACGAUGGCAAUGGGCGUUUGUUGUUUCUAGUGUUCUUGUGCUUAUACUUUACGGUACGGUGCUCGGUGUGCCAGUGCCCGGAUACUGGUGGGUUAGGUGCGGAAGAUCCGGCAAAUGUGCGAUUGCUGCAGGAAAACAGCAUCAAGCAAGCUUCUUUGCUGAAGAAAUAUGACUUUAUCAUCGUCGGUGCUAGUCCUUCGGGUUGUUUGCUGGCGAAUCGGCUAACUGAGAUUCGUGAUUGGAAUGUGCUGCUCAUAGAGGCCGGUGAGCAGGAAAAUCUGUUCGUCCAGGUGCCUAUUUUUUCGGCGUACCUGCAAUCUACCAGCUAUAACUGGGGAUACCUCGCGGAACCGCAGAACUACUCUUGCUGGGGGAUGAAGGAUCAGCGCUGUAGCUAUCCGCGUGGUAAAGGUCUCGGUGGUUCGACACUGAUCAAUUACAUGAUGUACGUGCGCGGAAACAAGUACGACUACGAUCAAUGGUCAGCGGCCGGGAAUGAUGGUUGGUCGUUUGACGAGAUUCUACCGUACUUUGUCAAGUCGGAAAAAUCGUACCUACGCGAGGUGAACCGAUAUCACGGCACGGACGGCAAUCUGGAUGUGCGGUACCUGCCCUAUCGCACCCGGCUGGCCAAGCUGUUCGUGAAUGCGUGGCGUGAGCUAGGUCUGGAAAGUGUGGAUUACAACGGCGAGUCGCAGAUCGGUGUGUCGUACAUACAGUCAAACGUUCGCAACGGCCGCCGGCUGACGGCGUACACCGCUUUCCUUGAGCCGAUACUCGAUCGGCCAAAUUUGCACAUACUUACCAAUGCGCGUGCCACGCGUGUGCUGAUCGACGCGACUACCCAGCAAGCGUACGGGGUGGAAUUUAUUAAGGACCGAAAUCGGUACACGGUGUACGCGGAUAAGGAAAUUCUGAUGACCGCGGGUGCUCUGCAGACUCCGCAGCUGCUAAUGCUGUCCGGUGUUGGGCCGAAGGAGCACCUGCAGGAGGUAGGCAUACCCGUGAUAAAGGACCUGCCCGUCGGCCAGACGUUGUACGAUCACAUCUACUUUACCGGGCUCGCAUUCGUGACCAACACGACGAACCUUUCACUGCACGGGGACAACGUCCUUACGCUGGACGCCUUUCUGUCGUUUCUGCAAGGCCAGGGUCCGAUGACGGUGACGGGCGGUGUCGAGGCGGUGGCCUUCAUUCGUAACACCACAAAUCCUGAAAGUGCGGCCACUCCGACCGUGCUACCUAACAUCGAGUAUAUACUCACCGGCGGUUCACAGGCCGCCGAUCACGGCAGCGGCAUCCGCAACGGGUUCCGGCUGACGGACACCAUUUACAGCAUCUAUAAACCGCUGGAAGCGAACGAGCGAGACGCAAUGACGGUCAAUAUUGUGCUGCUGCACCCGAAGUCGAAGGGGUACAUGCGCCUGAAAAGCUGCAACCCACUGCACUGGCCGCGCUUUUACUCGAACAUGCUGAAGGAGCAGGAAGACGUGGAAACGAUUCUGCAGGGCAUCCGGUCGGCGUUGCCGCUGAUGGACACACGGGCUGCCCGCCGUUACGGUGCGAAACUGUACGAUGUACCGUUGCCAAACUGUGCCAGCUUUCGGUUCGGUACGGAUGACUACUGGCGUUGUGCCAUUCGUACGCAGACGACCUCAAUUCACCACCAGAUAGCGACGUGCAAGAUGGGACCGCCGAGUGAUCCGGACGCCGUCGUAUCGUCCAAUUUGAAGGUGUACGGUGUGCGGCGGUUACGGGUGGCCGAUGUGGGAGUCAUACCGUAUCCGACCAGUGGACACCCUACCGCUACGGCGUACAUGAUCGGCGAGAAGCUAUCCGAUUUGAUAAAAAACGAAUGGUUAGGGCAAAACAUCCCUACCGGUGGUGGUGCUGGUGGUAUCUAAUGCUGGUGCGACGAGUAUUAAGGGUUACUGUUGCGCCGAUUGGUAGAGAGCACCAUGAAGCAACGGUUAAAAAUGGAAUCGAUGAAAAACGCGACGAAGCAGAGCAAAAGAUUGUAAAGGCGCUAGAAGUGUGAUAAGCGUGUGGUUCAAUAUCGUGAUGGUCAAGGGUAACGAUGAUUUUAAAAUUCCAUUUUAUAUUUUUUAUCAUCGGAGCGUUGGUUCGUGUUCCAUGAUAAUCGGAAAUCAGCUAUCGCUAGCAGCCUGGCGUGGAGACCGCAUGUGGUAUCCAGUUUCGUGAACGUCUCUUUGUAACUUCCUUAAACACCAACGACGAUCGGUUGAAAACACAACACAAAAAAACUCGAUAGGGUGUUUGAUAUAGCCGAGUUGAUGAUAAUGAAGACAGUUAAGUUGAUGAUAUAAUCGUUUGUUGUUGGUGUGGAACUGCUGAAUGUUGGGAAGAUAGAUGAUGAAAGCGGGGUGUGAAAAAGGCGGUCUGAGGCGCUUCAAUAGGUUUAAUAGUUGUUGGUAAAUAGCUAAUAGGUAAAGUUUAUGGUAAAUAGUUGUAGACAAAGAAACGUCGUUUUAUGUUAGAGUUUGAUCUUGAUUGAUUCAGCAUUAUAGAAUAAAGUGAAUUGUGGGAACAUGUUA
Anopheles arabiensis is the source of this 2811-nucleotide messenger RNA. RefSeq names its product glucose dehydrogenase [FAD, quinone]-like. The record is from RefSeq and is a predicted model, not a curated record. The transcript has 2 exons. Lineage: Eukaryota; Metazoa; Arthropoda; Insecta; Diptera; Culicidae. Gene Ontology annotation, molecular function: oxidoreductase activity, acting on CH-OH group of donors; flavin adenine dinucleotide binding. Bases 226 to 2160 code for a protein of 644 amino acids.